UGUUAGUGAGCCCCUAUGACCAUAAAUAGUAAGAUAGGCACUGCUAUGGUUUCUUAUAUCAAGAAAUUGGAUAUCUCUAGUCUGAGCAGCACUCACAACCUUUCCUUGAUCUGGUCCUGGUUGAAAGCCAAUCCCCACAACUUUUUUUACUCCUUGUGUAUCGCCUUGAUUCACAGACGAGCCUAAGAAGCAUCAUUGCCAUUAGUAAUUACAGAGACAAGUGCAAAGUGUAUAUAUUUUCAGAAUAAGGUUUGUAUUAUGGUAUAUGCCUAGGAUAUGGGCUGGUCCACUACAAAGAAAG
Messenger RNA from Glycine soja, 301 nucleotides. RefSeq lists its product as uncharacterized. Lineage: Eukaryota; Viridiplantae; Streptophyta; Magnoliopsida; Fabales; Fabaceae. The coding region runs from base 16 to 186 and encodes 56 amino acids. The record is from RefSeq and is a predicted model, not a curated record. The transcript has 2 exons.